CAGAGCCGGUGAGGAAAAUGAAGCUCCCGAUUUUCAUAGCAGAUGCGUUCACGGCAACAGCUUUCCGGGGCAAUCCUGCAGCCGUCUGCCUCGUGGAAAAUACAUUGGAUGAAGACUCUCAUCAGCACAUUGCAAGAGAAAUGAACCUCUCUGAAACAGCUUUUAUCCGAAAACUGCAACCAGAUGACAACUUCACACAAAGUUCUCGCUUUGGACUCAGGUGGUUUACUCCGGAGAGUGAGUUCCCGCUGUGUGGCCACGCCACCCUGGCUUCUGCGGCUGUGCUGUUUCACAAAAUGAAGAACACAAACGACACCCUAACCUUUGUCACUAUGAGUGGGGAACUAAAGGCCAGAAGAGCAGAGGACGGGAUUGUCCUGGACUUUCCUCUCUACCCAACCUCCCCCCAGGACUUCCAUGAAGUAGAAGACUUGAUAAAGGCAGCCAUAGGUGACACCCUGGUCCAGGAUAUCCGGUACUCUCCAGAUACCAAAAACCUCAUGGUCCGGCUCAGCGAUUCUUACAACAGGUCCUUCCUAGAGACCCUGAAGGUGAACACAGAGCCUCUGCCUCGAAUUGAACAGACUGGGAAGGUGAAGGGACUCAUCCUCACUCUCAAAGGAGAGCCUGGGGGGCGGACACCCCAACAUGACUUCUACUCCCGAUACUUUGCUCCAUGGGUUGGUGUGGCUGAAGACCCGGUGACAGGGUCCACCCACACUAUACUUGGCCCCUACUGGUCUGAGGAGCUGGGCAAGAAAGAGAUGCGAGCCUUCCAGUGUUCCCGCCGAGGAGGGGAACUGGACAUUUCCCUGCGACCUGAUGGCCGAGUGGACAUGAAGGGUGGCGCUGCUAUUGUCUUAGAGGGCUCCCUCACAGUCUAGAGACACCUGUGCUGGGCUGUGGCCGCUGCUGAACACCGUGUUUUCUCUACACACAAAAAGCAAAGCAAAG
Molecule: messenger RNA, 954 nt
Organism: Onychomys torridus (southern grasshopper mouse)
Lineage: Eukaryota; Metazoa; Chordata; Mammalia; Rodentia; Cricetidae
Product: phenazine biosynthesis-like domain-containing protein 2
Exons: 9
Coding region: 18-884 (288 amino acids)
Biological process (GO): biosynthetic process
Cellular component (GO): cytoplasm
Molecular function (GO): isomerase activity
Source: RefSeq, a predicted model, not a curated record